AUGGGCUCCGACGUGCGCGACCUGAACGCGCUGCUGCCGCCGUCGGUGCCGUCGCUGCCGGGCAACGGCAACUGCCCCAUGCCGGUGAGCGGCGCGGCGCAGUGGGCGCCGGUGCUGGACUUCCCGCCGGGCGCCUCCUACGGCACGCUGGCGCCGCCGCACUCGGCCUUCAUCAAGCAGGAGCCCAGCUGGAGCGCCUCGGAGCCGCACGAGGAGCAGUGCCUCAGCGCCUUCACCGUCCACUUCUCGGGGCAGUUCACGGGCACGGCCGGCGCCUGCCGCUACGGCCCCUUCGCGCCGCCGCCGCCGCCGCCGCCCAGCCAGGCGCCCUCGGGCCAGGCGCGGAUGUUCCCCAACGGCCCCUACCUGCCCAACUGCCUGGAGAGCCAGCAGGCCAUGCGCAACCAAGGUUACGGCACAGUGGCGUUUGAUGGCACUCCAAGUUAUGGCCAUACUCCCUCUCACCAUGCAGCACAGUUUACAAACCACUCCUUCAAGCACGAGGACCCCAUCGGCCAACAGACAUCUCUAGGUGACCAGCAAUAUUCAGUGCCGCCCCCUGUCUAUGGCUGCCACACUCCUACGGAUAGUUGCACUGGCAGCCAGGCCUUGCUCCUGAGGAAUCCCUACAACAGUGACAAUUUAUACCAAAUGACCUCACAACUUGAAUGCAUGACAUGGAAUCAAAUGAACUUGGGAUCUACACUUAAGGGCCACGCAGCAGGAUAUGAAAAUGAUAAUCAUGCAGGCCCCAUGUUAUACAGCUGUGGUGCCCAAUAUAGAAUACACACCCAUGGAGUUUUUAGAGGAAUACAAGAUGUGCGGCGAGUGCCUGGAGUAGCUCCUACGAUUGUUAGAUCAGCCAGUGAGACAAAUGAGAAACGGCCUUUCAUGUGUGUAUACCCGGGCUGCAACAAGCGAUAUUUUAAACUGUCUCAUCUGCAGAUGCAUGGAAGAAAGCACACUGGUGAAAAACCAUACCAGUGUGACUUUAAGGACUGUGAACGAAGGUUCUCUCGUUCAGAUCAACUGAAACGACACCAAAGACGACAUACAGGUGUGAAACCCUUCCAGUGUAAAACCUGUCAGAGAAAGUUCUCCAGAUCUGACCACCUGAAGACUCACACCAGGACUCAUACAGGUAAAACAAGUGAAAAACCGUUCAGUUGUCGGUGGCCCAGCUGUCAAAAAAAAUUUGCCCGAUCUGAUGAAUUGGUCCGUCAUCAUAAUAUGCACAACAGGAACAUGACUAAGCUUCAACUUACCCUUUAGAUGUUUCAUACUUUCUCUAUAAACUGGAUGGGACCCUAUGAACUACUGCAAAUAUUUCAGUCAUCCUCUUGCAACUCUCAAGGAAUCUUCAGAUGCCUUCACAAUGCAGUUGAGACGUGCUAACUAAACUGUACGAUUCUGUUCAGUUUGGGCCUCUGAUUGGACUUCUGAAUCUUCCUAUUCAAAAACCUCAAAUGGUUUCAAUUUGUAACAUUAUUAUAUCAUUAUGAGUUAAAUAUGUUAUACUAUAAAUAUUCCUAUAGACUCUAGUGAUGUAUAUUUGUUCUUUCCUUCAGAAGGUUUUGUACUUUUGAUUUUUUACUUGAAAUUUGCAAGUGCAAGCUAAUGAAAACACUCAGUUAUACUCAUAAUGAUUUAUAUGAGUGAAGGUCUGUUCAUGUAUACAGUGUGCUUAUUGCAAACAGAUUUCCAAAUACUGCUGCAGUCCUGUACAGAUGUUCAGUCAGUUUGGGUACCCUUUGUCCUAUGCGAGAGGAACAAUUUUAUACUCUUCUGUUAAUCUUCAAUGAUGACCAUGCCAAUACUUAUGCCUGUGUUCCUCAAAAGUGGGUGCUCUCCUUUCUUAUAGAUAUAUGCCAUUCAUUGGAUACAUGUUCUGACAUGCAUCAGUGUCCUGCAGUCAGGAUUGACCCUAACUUGUACUGUUCCCACACUUUUCUUCACUGAAGACAAUGCAUCUGAUGGAAGCCCCUUUCAGAAAAUCAGUUUAUACAUACAUGUGUGUGUGAAUGAUAGUGAGAGAGUGCAUGCUGUUCCAGCCCUGAUCUAUGCAUUCUCAAUUUAAAGGCCUGCAAAGUCUACAGGGAAUGCCACAAUAUAUGUGCAGGACUUCCUUUGUGCAAUCAGGUCAGGAGAAAUUCCUUCUUCAGGGUUCUUGACUGUGUGAGGAUAGCUCUUUGCACACACAGCUGUAAACUCCUAUGCUCUAUUUCGACCUUGAACUAGCAUUGAUUAAGAGUUAGGUUUGCCAGUACGAACCCACUUCAGUGGAAAAGGUCUGAAAGAUUGAUGAUACUUCUCCUCCUUGCUUCCUGUCCUCAUAAGCAACCCAGUUACCACCAUGAUUUUUGUACCCUUGCAUCUGAGUUUCUGGCUGAGCACAUAAUACCUGCUCUGUCUCCUCCCUUUUCCCAUGUGAUGACAGACAACAGAAGGACAUGCUGAUGUAAUCUUUCAAGGAGGCUAACAGUGCUAUCUUAUACCAGCACAAUUUACUGGAAGUAAACCCCACUGAAUGCAGUGCGAGUUACUUCUGAGUACAGAUGUAUAGGAUUAUGCUGUGAAUCACUACAUUGCAUAGAACUGAUAGAUGUAUGAAAGAGAAACCCAGAAUGUGUGCAAUCUGCCAGUUGGCUAGCAUGCGUGUUCCCAUAGUUGCUAAAGUCUGAGGAGCCAGUGCUUUUCUAUACUGAAAACAACGAUCUUCAAUAUAAGUUGACAUCCAUUUGCCAACAGCUUUUAUGUAGAAAAAACUGUCCUUUGCGGGGAGUAUUUUGAAACUGGUUUAAAUCUAUUCCACUUUGAGAUACAGGUCAUCACACAAAGUAAUUUCCAUACUAUUGUAGAUGUUUAACAUGCAGCCGCACUGGUUAUGUGGCUAGCAAGUUGUAUAAAAUAAAGUUGAACUUAAGAAGAGGCUGGUCCAGAAUUUCCAUUAACAUAUGGCUCUUAAGCUAAACAAAUGGCUCUUAAGUGACUUGAAUGUCUCUCCAUUUACUAUUAUAUGUGCAAAAAAGAAA
This is a messenger RNA of Varanus komodoensis (Komodo dragon), 3032 nucleotides long. RefSeq names its product WT1 transcription factor (gene WT1). The record is from RefSeq and is a predicted model, not a curated record. Gene Ontology annotation, cellular component: nucleus. Lineage: Eukaryota; Metazoa; Chordata; Lepidosauria; Squamata; Varanidae. Gene Ontology annotation, molecular function: RNA polymerase II cis-regulatory region sequence-specific DNA binding; DNA-binding transcription factor activity, RNA polymerase II-specific. Gene Ontology annotation, biological process: regulation of transcription by RNA polymerase II. The transcript has 9 exons. Bases 1 to 1272 code for a protein of 423 amino acids.